Diorhabda carinulata is the source of this 1404-nucleotide messenger RNA. RefSeq names its product succinate dehydrogenase [ubiquinone] iron-sulfur subunit-like. Gene Ontology annotation, biological process: respiratory electron transport chain; aerobic respiration; tricarboxylic acid cycle. The coding region runs from base 399 to 1313 and encodes 304 amino acids. Gene Ontology annotation, cellular component: mitochondrial membrane. Gene Ontology annotation, molecular function: electron transfer activity; 2 iron, 2 sulfur cluster binding. The transcript has 7 exons. The record is from RefSeq and is a predicted model, not a curated record. Lineage: Eukaryota; Metazoa; Arthropoda; Insecta; Coleoptera; Chrysomelidae.
UUCUUAGAACAAACGAAUUUCAUUAUGGAAUAUGUUGGUUACACUGUUUUACGUCCAAUGAAAGUUAUAACUCCGAUGUUUAUCAACAAAAACCUUCAAUGACGUCUCAUCCUGAAAAGAAAAUUCAAUAAACAUCUAACAAAUCGUCAGUCAACAUGGACUCAUCAUCUCCACGGUUUACCAAAGAAAAUCUAGAAUCGUAAACAUGAAUGCAUUUCUAUUGGCCGAAGCUCUCGGAAGGCGUAUGUACACAAUUUCUUCGAAGUAUUUCUGCUAGAAACUUUUUGCAAUAAGCUUUGACAAGGCUUGGUGAGAUUAAUUUAACCAUGAGCGAAUGAAGACAAUGAAAUUGCACAGUAGUAGUAAUAAGAAUAAAGACAGCGGCUGUCAUUUUUAUAAUGGGUAUAUUUAAUAAUAUUUUCAAAAUAUGUCUACUCCAAUGUUCGUUUUUACCAACAAUUCAAUCAAGAUUAUUAGCGGGAAAAGCUGAUGCAAAGAAACUCACCAAAAAAAGUGAAGCCAAGAAAAAACCACGCUUAAAAACAUUUAACAUUUAUCGCUAUGAUCCAGAAAGGAAAGGAUCGAAACCAUUUAUGAAGAAAUUUACCAUUGAUUUAAAUGAAUGUAGACCUACAGUACUUGAUGCAUUGAACAAAAUCAAGACAGAACAGGAUACAACUUUGACUUUUAGAAAAUCUUGCAGGGAGGGAAUAUGUGGUUCAUGCGGAAUGAACAUAGAUGGAGUGAACAGACUGGCCUGCUUAGACAAAAUCAAACCGAAGGGAGUAACGAAAGUAUACCCUUUACCCCAUAUGUACGUAAUCAAAGAUUUAGUAGUAGAUUUCCACAAAUUCAUGGAGCAACACAAUCGAAUAAAACCCUUUCUAAUUAGGGAUCGUCCUCAAAAGAGCCAACAAUUUCUCCAAAGCAUUAAGGAUCGAGACAACAUGAUAGGACUUGUGGAAUGCAUUCUUUGCGCAUGCUGUUCAACUUCUUGUCCUGAAUACUGGUGGCAUGGUCAUUCUAAAGAGCCUAAUGAUUUUUUGGGGCCAGCCGCCUUGUUAAAUAGCUACAGAUGGAUCACUGAUUCCAGAGAUCAUGCUACUGAGGAAAGAUUGAACGAUCUCAAAAAUUAUUUCAGCGUCUUUAGAUGCCACCAAAUAAAUAAUUGCACUGUUUGCUGUCCAAAGAGACUAGUUCCUGGAAAAGCUAUUGCUAAACUGAGACUACUGGUAUCAGGAAUGGCCAAAAAGAAAAAACCAGAUAUGGAAGGAACUGCUGACUCAGAUCCAAUGAAGGCGUGCGAAAAAUAGAAAUGCGGGGAUGAAUAAAAUUGUAAAUGUUUAUUUUCAUGUAUAUAUGCUGUAUAAAAUUACAAAAUUAUAUAUAAUACUUCGGCAAUCA